This is a messenger RNA of Aplysia californica (California sea hare), 2216 nucleotides long. RefSeq names its product organic cation transporter protein. Gene Ontology annotation, molecular function: transmembrane transporter activity. Gene Ontology annotation, cellular component: membrane. Gene Ontology annotation, biological process: transmembrane transport. Lineage: Eukaryota; Metazoa; Mollusca; Gastropoda; Aplysiida; Aplysiidae. The record is from RefSeq and is a predicted model, not a curated record.
AAAUGGGCCACUGACCUUGAGUUUUAGACCCCUGAGAGGCUCACGUCAACAAGGUUUUGUCAUUCUUCACUUUAGAGAAGAUCUACCUCUGUAGGCUGUUUUGAUUUUGAUUCUGCUUUUGCUUCACACAUAAUUAUUUGGGUUGGUUUUCUUUAACUCAUCUUGUUUUGUUUUUGUUGGGGGGUUUUAGAGUUCAAAAGGCUUAAGCCGCGUUGUUCAAGCCUAGGGCCUAGCCCAUAAUUUAACCCUAUAGACAUAAAAGAGAUAUUCUCAUUACGUGCAACUUUAACAGCGAAUAAACAAGGAAUACAAAUUUAAAUGAUAGACCUACUGGGCAUAGCCUUCCUUACUGCUUGGUGUGAAAGAUAAAAUAGUAGGCAACUUUCAUUCAUGCGAAAAGAGUGCUCGAGUGUGAAUCAUUAAUUGCUGCAUUGGGAUUUCAUUGUCAAAAGUAUGAAAAUUGAAUUGGCAGUGAGGGGUGAACGUACUUUAAUGAUUUAGCAUGAGUCGGGAAAAAAUUGAUGUCUGGUCGACAGGUGUGAUUAUUUCGUAACUGGAGGCUUUUCAUUCGUCCAGUCUCGUAUUUUCGAAAGCGUGGAUUUAUACGUCUAUGUCUCCCAUCCAUGCCAGACUACUGGCGCGCCAAAGCACUUGUAGUUGGCAGAUCACUUCAAAGGGAAAAAACGCUAUAAAACCAGGACUUUCCUACUUACGACGAAAGUUGUUCCUGCAAAAUUAUAAAACCGGGUCAUAGAAUCGGGUGUUUAUCAGAAGCAAGAAUAACUUAGGUCACUUUCAUAACCCCUUUAUAUAGCGCAGAGGGGACUUGGAUGAUACCGCUGCUGUGUCGCUGUGUAUUUUGUUCGCACGAAGAUGAAGUACGACGAUAUUCUUCAAGAAAUUGGUGACUUUGGUCCUUACCAAAAAAGAGUGUAUUAUAUAUUGUGCUUACCGUCGGCAGUGAAGGCUGUCAUCAUUAUGUCAACAGUGUUCCUGUUUUCACUCCCUGAUUACGAGUGCGUCUCGUCAGGCAUCCAUCUGCAGCUGUCGGAUUUGAAUCCAUCCCUUCAAAGUUUGGUCAACUCCACCUCUGACCUCAUGGAUACAACCUAUGCCUCUUCCUCAUCGGCUCACCCAGACCACUGCUGGGUGCCCACCCAGAUUGAAAUCCCCCUCAAUGUAACGAUAAGUGUCAACGUGAGUGCGGAGAGGCUUUUAGGCAGUCACGUGACAGCACUCGCCAGGACUGGCGUGCCAGAGGCUGUUAAAUGUCAAGAAUGGAGAUACGACCGUUCGGAAAUUGAGUCAUCCAUCAUGACUGAAUUUAACUUCGUCUGCGACAAGAGCAUGAUGCGGUCCCAUGCCAACAUGGGUUUGUUUCUCGCCUCGCUGGUCGGAGCGCUCGUGAUAGGAAUACUGGCAGACAUAAUCGGUCGUAAGAAAGCCCUUCUGUUCUGUGUUGCGCUGCAGCUGGGAAGUUGUCUGGGCACAUUCUUCGCGCAAACCGCUGUGGCUGUCGUGGUUCUGAGGUCUGUGCAGGGACUGAGUGGGGAGAUGUUCCCCAUUGCUGCAUCCACAGGUUCACCGUUAACGUACUCUACUACGGCCUCAGCCUAAACCUAGAGAACCUCUCUGGCUCCCUCUACCUCAACUUUCUGAUCAGUCUCUCCGUGGAAGUAGCGGGCUUUGCUUUCUGCUACGUACUUCUGGACCGGGCCGGGAGGAAAGCCCUCAUGAUUGGUUGCAUGUUUGUUGGUUCUCUGGCGUGUCUUUGUGUAACGUUCCCCGUCGUGUUUGGAAAUGCAGACCAGCAAUGGAUCGUGACGACCCUGUGUAUGGUGGGUAAGAUGUGUGUGGGCAGCUGCUACGCCAUUCUGUUCAUCAUGUCUGUAGAACUGUUCCCUACCGUUGUCCGGAACUCGGCGCUGGGCGCCUGCAUGGUCUUCGAAAAUGUCGCCGGGAUGGUCGCUCCGUAUAUCACUGACUUGGGUCUCACAACAACCCACACAGAGAUCUCUCAGGCAGUGCCAUUGCUGGUGUUCGGAGGACUCGGUGUAGUGACCGCCAUUGCGUCCCUUUAUCUACCCGAAACGCUGGGCAAACCUCUCCCAGAGACCUUUCAAGACGCCAUUGACUUAUCGUCUGGUGGAAAGAAUAAAAAAGAAAGACAGGGCGAGAAAUAGACGGCACAAUCAAAAUAAAUAAUUAUAAAUCUU